Molecule: messenger RNA, 741 nt
Organism: Mucor mucedo
Lineage: Eukaryota; Fungi; Mucoromycota; Mucoromycetes; Mucorales; Mucoraceae
Exons: 4
Coding region: 1-741 (246 amino acids)
Source: RefSeq, a predicted model, not a curated record
AUGACAAAUGGUCUACACAACAAGGAGAUUACUUUUACGCCAAACAUUUACUUUGAAUUUAGUUAUAAAAUGAUCACGAGUGUGAAGCCUUCAAUAAGCAUUUGUUGUUACCUCAACCUAGUUUGGAUCAUCUUUGGAAAAUAUAGACUAGAUACUGUACGAGUAGGAGUACCGCUGUCUCUUGUAUCUAUUCCGGAUGGCAGGCAUCGUUUAUCAAAGGCCAUUUUAAUCGGUUUCGCUUGCAAAACUUUAGUUUUACGCGUAUACGCCUUAAUCGCCUCAGCCUCAGGAAUACGCUGGUGUGGAAGAUCACGCUUAAAAGCAGCCGUGACAAAAGUGCAAAAAAUGAAGCCGGCCGGGGUCGAACCCCUAAACCCCGCUUUUAAAGACCGACGCUCUUCCCCCUAUGCUAUAAUUCUGGCGGAGUCUCGUUUCAGCAGUGUAGUACAAGACACGACUAGUAUUUUUAAUACACGUGACUUUCACGUGACAUUCCGAGCUUUUCUAUGUGCACGCCUAAAAUGUGUUUUCAACCUAAACGGACGCCUUAAACACAUGUUUUUAGGCCAUAGAAAUGCGCUUUUACCUGUUUCGCACUUGUUUAAAUGCGUGACGAGAUGUUGUGUCACACGCAAUGGAAUGUUAAGGAAGCUUCAUAUCAUUAGCAAUGGUGUAUUCAUUCUUUCUGUUCUUGCAAUACCUAUUAUGACUGCGCUACCUCCUCAGUAUAGAGUAGAUUGA